GAAUAUGUUGGACCGGGGAGCAGUAAGCAAGUUAUUGUCUGGUGAGAAUAUCAAGUGUAGGGAUGUGGAGGAUGUCACUAACAAGAUAUGCAACAUGAAACAAGAUGGCUACUCCACUCUUCAGGUGCUGGCAGAUUUCGACUACACGAUCUCCCACUGCCGUUUUGAGAAGGAGAGGAUGAGUAGCUCGUUUGGGGCCCUGGAGAGAUACUCAGGGAUGUCUGAGGAGUUCAGAACCAAGACAAGGGCUCUCUAUGAUCACUUCUACCCUCUAGAAGUGGAUCCUACUAUUCCCGCCGAGGAGAAGAUCGGGCUGAUGACUGAGUGGUUUACGAAUUCAGCUGGUUGUAUAAUCUCGGAAGGGGUGACAAAAGAGACGGUGGCAAGCGCGGCGGACUCUUCCAAAGUUAAACUCCGGGGCAAGUUUGAUGUGUUCGUGGAGUCCUUACAAAGGGAGGAGGUACCACUGCUGGUUUUCAGUGCUGGGGUUGGACAAAUCAUCGAGCGGGUACUCUCAAACGCUGAAAUCUCAACGAAAAACGUCAAAAUGAUAGCCAACAUGCUGGAAUUCAACUCCGAGAACACCGCCGUGCAAUUCCGCCCCCCACUUAUCACCACCGGGAACAAAUCCAAAGUGGCCGCUCAGGAGAAAGAGUACUUCAACUCUAACAUAAACCGAGUUAAUAGCAUUCUUCUGGGGGACAACAUUGAGGACAUACAGAUGGCAGCGUGUGUCAGGAACUACUCUAGAAACGUUUUAACUAUUGGCUUUUUAAACGAUAGAGUAGAGGACAGGUUGGAUUUGUACAAAUCUAAGUUUGAUAUGGUUAUGUUAAACGACCCUGAUUUUACUGAUAUCCUCCAUCUGUUUGAGUGUUUGCAGUGAGAUUAGCUACGUAUCUGGGAUUAUUUUAUUAGCAUGUAUUAUAGAGGGGGGGCCCCCUAUAGAGUUACUGUAUAUUUGAUGCAAUUUUGCUUUGCCAUGAUUAAGAUCUUAAUGAAUGGUUACAGUUUAUAUAACCGUUAAACUAGGAAGACCAAGUGAGUCUGAUUUGUAGCAGUCAUUCCAUAAUCCAUAUUGAUAUAUUAUGUUGUCCUGGUUGCAGCC
This is a messenger RNA of Bolinopsis microptera, 1108 nucleotides long. RefSeq names its product 7-methylguanosine phosphate-specific 5'-nucleotidase A-like. Gene Ontology annotation, molecular function: 5'-nucleotidase activity; magnesium ion binding. The coding region runs from base 5 to 886 and encodes 293 amino acids. The record is from RefSeq and is a predicted model, not a curated record. The transcript has 4 exons. Gene Ontology annotation, cellular component: cytoplasm. Lineage: Eukaryota; Metazoa; Ctenophora; Tentaculata; Lobata; Bolinopsidae.